AUGAAAGCUGCCCAGGAUCAACAAAAAUCUUAUGCGGAUCAAGGUCGCCAUAAAGUCACCUUUGAAGUAGGCGAAAAGGUACUACUAAAAGUGUCUCCAACCAAAGGUGUCAUGAGAUUUGGCAAGAAAGGGAAGCUCAACCCGAGAUACAAGGUGUUAGAAUGGGUUGGGGAAGUUGCUUAUAGAUUGGCUCUACCAACGAAGUUAUCUAAGGUACAUGAUGUUUUUAACAUUUCUCAACUGAAGAAGUUUGUCCAUGACCCUUCACAUGUAAUUCAACCUGAGGUUGUAGAAAUAGAUGAGACUUUAAUUAAUGAAGAAAAACCCAUAAAGAUUCUAGAUGAGAAAGUUAGAUAA
This is a messenger RNA of Chenopodium quinoa (quinoa), 357 nucleotides long. RefSeq lists its product as uncharacterized. The transcript has a single exon. Bases 1 to 357 code for a protein of 118 amino acids. NCBI's taxonomy places the organism in Eukaryota, Viridiplantae, Streptophyta, Magnoliopsida, Caryophyllales, Amaranthaceae. The record is from RefSeq and is a predicted model, not a curated record.